Molecule: messenger RNA, 874 nt
Organism: Dendrobium catenatum
Lineage: Eukaryota; Viridiplantae; Streptophyta; Magnoliopsida; Asparagales; Orchidaceae
Product: two-component response regulator ARR17
Exons: 6
Coding region: 165-662 (165 amino acids)
Biological process (GO): cytokinin-activated signaling pathway; phosphorelay signal transduction system
Source: RefSeq, a predicted model, not a curated record
AAGGGGCCACAGAAAAGGGGGAGAAAGACAGAUCGGGCAGGAGAUCUUUAGAAUGUGAGGGGUUUGAUUCUGCGAGGAUUCUUGCCUUUGCUGCACAGAUAGAGCAGAUCACGAAAUAUCGCCCUGAUCAGAGCCAUUUCUCCUUCUCACUCUUUAUCUUCAACAUGGAUUCUUCUUCGUUCUCUUCUGCUUAUGAUCCCAAGGGAGAGGGUGAUGCAGGUGAGCUUCAUGUCUUGGCUGUUGAUGAUAGCGUCGUCGAGAGGCUGUUCUUGGAGAGAAUGCUGAAGGAUUCUGAAUACAAAGUAACCACAGCAGAAAAUGGAGUGAGGGCACUGGAAUACUUGGGUCUUCUUGGAGAUGCAGGAGAAGGCGCCCAAAAUAAAACAGACUUGAAGGUGAAUCUGAUAAUUACGGACUACUGCAUGCCAGGCAUGACUGGCUAUGAACUGCUGAAGAAGAUAAAGGAAAUAUCAUACUUAAAGGAGAUUCCUGUGGUGAUCAUGUCUUCAGAAAACAUCCCAACACGAAUUGAGAAAUGCUUAGAGGAAGGGGCCGAAGAAUUCAUGUUGAAGCCAAUCCAACAAUCUGAUGUGAAGAGACUGAGAUGCCAUGUGAAGAGCCUCAACCAGCCUUCCCCUGGCAGGCUAUGCCUGGGGAGAUAAGAGAGCUUACUGCGAUCUAUGAAAGUUUUAAUUUGUAGUUCUUUUUUCCUCAUUUGAAUAUUUCAUGGUUUAAUCUUGUUUGUGAGAGUAAUUAGACGGGACCUGACUAAGAAGCUUUGAAAUAAUUUGAUGCAUCAUCAACUUUAUCUGUUAGUGUUGUUUUAGUAAAGACAACCAUGGAAAUAAAGUUCCAGAUUUCAUGUUUGUUAAGA